Messenger RNA from Dunckerocampus dactyliophorus (ringed pipefish), 4054 nucleotides. RefSeq names its product NOP2/Sun RNA methyltransferase 5 (gene nsun5). Gene Ontology annotation, cellular component: nucleolus. The coding region runs from base 241 to 1716 and encodes 491 amino acids. The transcript has 5 exons. Gene Ontology annotation, biological process: rRNA base methylation. Lineage: Eukaryota; Metazoa; Chordata; Actinopteri; Syngnathiformes; Syngnathidae. Gene Ontology annotation, molecular function: methyltransferase activity. The record is from RefSeq and is a predicted model, not a curated record.
GUUCAUGGCUACACAUCAUCUUCCACACGCGUGUCGGAACAGAAAAAACGUUGGCGUUUGAUACGAGGUAUUUAGAACUUAUGUCGCGUAUUGUUCACUCCUGGACGCAAAAAUUUGAAGAGAGUUUUAAGAAGACCAAUAACGUGACAGCUGGGUCUAUAAGCUGCAGUGAGGACGUGUUGUGUUUGAUGUUUAGUGGUUAGCUAGUUAGCAUACCAAAGUAGCUACCUACUUGUCGCCAUGGCGCUGUACACCAAAGCCGCUGAAAUCCUGCUGAAGGUGGAGAGGCAACAGGGUGCUGUUAAAACUCUGGUGUACGACAGUAAAUUCGGCAACAUCAAGCAGCUCUUCGCACUGGUCUGCGAGACCCAAAAGUUCGCACCCAUCCUGCAGGAGAUCAUCGAGUCCACCAAGCUGUUGAAGCACACCAAGCUGAAGAUGCACCUGGCCAAGGUGCUUGUCUUCGAUCUGCUCAUGGGCCAGGGCCUUAAGUGCGGUGGCUCCUGGAAGGCGCUUCUAAUGAAGCAUCGCUCCAGGCUGCAGGCCGAGCUGGCCCGCAUGAAAGUCAAGAAAAAGGUCAGCAGGAAUGAGGACUUGCUCCCCAGCAGUGUCAAGGAGCUCGCCAGCGACCUGCUGCCAAGGUAUGUGCGUGUCAACACCCUGAAGACCACUGUGGAGGAUGCUGUGGACUACCUCAAGAGGGAUGGCUUCUCCUACUUGGGGGAGGCAUCUAAACUGGAUGACCUUACACUGAAGGCCAGAGAGUUUGUGAAGGACCUCCACCUGUCUGAGCUGCUGGUCUUCCCACCUAAGACAGACUUCCACGAUCACUUCCUGUACAAGGCGGGACACAUUAUCCUCCAGGACAAAGCGAGCUGCCUACCCGCCUUCCUUCUCAACGUCCCGCCUGGGAGCCAUGUCAUCGAUGCCUGUGCCGCCCCCGGGAACAAGACCAGCCACCUGGCUGCCAUCAUGAAGAACAGAGGCAAGCUGUUUGCAUUCGACAUGGACGCCAAGCGUCUGGCCACCAUGUCCACCUUGCUGCUCCGAGCUGGCGUCACCUGUCAGCAGCUGGCCCACCAAGACUUCCUGAAGGUGGACCCCCACGCUAAGAUCUAUGAGGGCGUGGAGUACAUUCUGCUUGAUCCCUCCUGUAGUGGAUCAGUGUGUGUGUGUGUUUCAGGUAUGGUAUGCCUCCAGGACUGUGACUCCUCACCCUCUGCGGACCCUCAUAAGGACGCAGCCCGCUUGUCUUCUCUGGCCUCCUUCCAGUUGCGUUGCCUUAACCAUGGCCUCAGCUUCCCCCGCCUGAAGCGCCUGGUCUACUCCACCUGCUCCGUCCACUGCCAGGAGAACGAGGAGGUCGUAGCAGCAUGUCUGCAGAAGAACCCUGCCUUCAGGCUGGUUCCUCUGCUGUCUCAGUGGCCUGAACGAGGCCUGCAGCCUCUCACUCAGUGUCUGCGUGCCAGCAUCACUAAGACGCGCACACAUGGAUUCUUUGUUGCCAUGCUGGAGAAACGCCACACAGCAGACAUUAUAACCACAUCACAGCCACCGGUUCAGAUAAGAGAUCCGGAGGUGGCACCGCACAGUCCCCCCGAAGCCGCUCUUUUUGAAGCUUCUUUAGAGAGUGAAGUGACGUCUGCACCAGCAAACAAGAAGACCAAGAAAAGGAAGAGGAAUAAGAAGAAAAGCAUUGCCGUGGCUGAAACAUAGUCACAAUAAGACGUAACUGGAGGUCUUCGUCGGAGAACUAUCUGGGGAAGGUGGAGACAAAAUCCAGAGCAGAGCUCUAUAUUUAAGUUGUUUUGAGGUUUUUUAACACCUUCAACAGCACAAAAGGUAGCCUGAUGAUUUUUUUUUUUUAAUAAAAAAAAUUCUGUUGGCAACUCAAAAUAAUUGUUGUAUUUUGUUUUCCUUCUUUUGUCUUCUAUUGUACAAUCAAGUAUUCAAAUAUGUUAUAUAUAAAACUGCAAUACCGUUUUUAUUAUUUUUGCUUUAAAAUAUUUUACACAAAUAAAAAUAUGUAAAAAUAUUUUUAGAAAGGAAAUUAAUAAUUAAAAUAUAUUCAAAAAGACCAUUUUCAGCUCAAAAAAGCAUGCCAUAAAAGAAAUAUUUUGGCCUCCACCAUAAUUUAAACCCUAGAUGGAUAAACAGAAAAUGUCUUUUUUUUUUUUUUUUUUUUAAAUAAGCUAUUUUCAUUAAAAAUGAAAAUAUUUAAAAAAUGUUUUUUUUUAAACUCAUUAUUGCAUUAUUUUUGCUUCUUCUUGUUUGAACAGACUGGGACCAGUUUGAGUAGAAUAUACUUAAUAUCAUUUCUAAUUAUUAUUGUUUGGUUGAAGUGACCCUUCAAAAUGAAAUCAGACAUGAAAUUAUUCUUUUGUGUCUGACAUCAUGACUGUAAAUGUUCCAUACAUUUGGGUUUGUGUGUGUCUGUGUCUGCAUCAGAGUGACAGGUGUUCAUAUGGCUGAGAAACACGCCAUAAAACACACGGACACACACACACACAGCUGACACAGCGUGUCUACCUCAGGCACCAGACAGGCCCCGCUGUGCUAUAGGAGUGGGGUCAAAGGUGGCUGCAAAUGUCAUAGCUAGUAGUGGCACAGGGUGGAGUCAGUACAGCGUACCCUAACACAAUUCACAUUUACAGUUUAUAAUAUGAUUAAAUACUACCAUUAAGAAGUUCAAACUUGUGUACAUAAUGAUUAGAUGCAAAAUAUAGGUGAUGUACCUCCUGACAUAGAUUGUCUAUUUAACAGAGCAAGACUGAAAAGCCAAAUGUUGUCUAUACAACAGGAGUGUUGCAUACUAGUACGAAACAAGCAGUGCACAGACACAUUUUCAUCAACAAAUGCGCGGGAGCAACUAUCUUGCCUGCAAACAAAGAUGGUGUAUGUACAAAAACAAAAAGUGUUGCCUUUGCUGCUGAUGUUUUACAAAAAUGCUGCUGUUUUUUUGAGGAUUAAAACUUUUUUUUUUUUUUUUUAAUAUGUCUAAUGUGUAAACAGAAUAGACUAGCGGACCCACCUGAUACCGUGUGUGAUGGAGUUGUAGACAAGCCGCCACUUGUAGAAUGAGCUUCUAUAUUGUAUCUGAUCAUUUUGUAGGGGUUUUCCUUGUAUUUCCACCAGUGUACUAUCACUAUGCUAAUCAUAAAAAUGUAUUAUAUGUCUUAAAAAUAUUUUAUUUAUUGAGAAAAUAUUUGUACUAUUUGUACAAAAAAAAUGUUUGUUUGUCACAGACUGAUGCAUUUAUAGUGCUGCAUGUAUAUUGAGUAUAGCAAGUUUUUACAUAUCAUGAUGUGUGUGUAUAUACAGUAUAUUAAUAUGUGACACAAUGUGAAUUUCUGAGUAUUUCUGGGUUAUUUCUCUGCUUUUUGGUCUAUAUCCAGACAAUAACGAAAGUGACACUGAUUUUUUUAAAAUGAUAAAUAUGGCGUAUUGUCCGUGAUACGAGUUACGUUUCAGUUUUCUAGUUUUUUCUAAUCAAUACACUUUAGGGAACUAUUGAUUUACAUUAUGCUUCUGUGCGUGUUUAUUUUAUUUAAAAGUUCUUGCCCUUCCAAUUCCAAUGUUUCAUUCCAUGAGUAGAAGUACAUUUUAGACAACGGUAUUGUUAGUGCCCGAAAAACAAAUAAAUAUUAUGGAAGAACCAUCAUUUUAAUAGUCUCAGUUCUACUUAAAAUUCCGUAUGAGAUGAGUUUCCAUGUAUUCAAUUACAUUCCUACUUUAUUUUCUAAAACAAAUAGGUCAGUAAGUAAGGUAAGUAAGGUAGGUAAGUAAUAAUAAUAAUAAGUAAUAAGUAAUCUCAAAGAGGUACUAUAGCUUGUGACUAAUAUUGAUUCCUACACCUUUUGAGUAUCCCAAUUAAAUUUGUAACUGUCCUUCACAGUUUCGACUGAGUGAUGAUGUCCAGCAAAAAAUCAUGACAGGCCCAGUUCUAGUAUGAAAAAGAACUGAAUUUUUCAAAAGUCCUUUCAAUUAUUAACAUGAUGUAUGAAAUAUGCAUAUUGUAGAUUUCAUCAUCAUAUGGACCAUAUUUCAAAGACAG